Molecule: messenger RNA, 2846 nt
Organism: Oreochromis aureus
Lineage: Eukaryota; Metazoa; Chordata; Actinopteri; Cichliformes; Cichlidae
Gene: ranbp3b
Product: RAN binding protein 3b
Exons: 17
Coding region: 123-1682 (519 amino acids)
Biological process (GO): protein export from nucleus
Cellular component (GO): cytoplasm; nuclear pore
Molecular function (GO): GTPase activator activity
Source: RefSeq, a predicted model, not a curated record
AAGAGUGGUGGCGAGGGCAGGGGUCGCUGGCUGCAUUAGCAAACGGGUGUCUGUGAGCACAUUGCUGCCUUGACUUGUGUUAUCUGCGCGGUGGGUUGUGGGUGUGUGAGCGUCGAAGUAAAAUGGCGGACUUGGCAAACGAAGACAAGCCUGCCAUAGCGCCCCCUGUGUUUGUUUUCCAUAAAGAUAAACCACAGAAGAGAUCUGCUGAGGGCUCAAGUGCAGAGGAUGGAGAAGAUUCAGAUAAAGAUGAGGGAAGCUAUACUCCCCCUGUGAAAAGGGAAAGGACCUCAUCAUUCCCACCCCCACAUUCUGUUCCUAAGAACAAUGUAUUCAUGCCCUCAAGUUUCUGCCAGUCUCCGACUGGGAACUCUGACUCCGAGCCAGAGGAGAAGCCUGUGGGGUUCCGUUUAAAACCACCGACUCUCAUACAUGGACAGGCACCAAGUUCAGGUGUCCCUAGUCAGAAACCCAAGGAGCAGCAACGCAGUGUCCUCCGCCCUGCAGUUCUCCAGGCACCGCCCUCUAAAUCACAUUUAGAGUCCAAUUCCAGUUGUGGAACCAAUGGUGUGAAAAAGUCAUCAGAUGGUGCACCUGUGACCCAGUCCCUCUUCCUGAACAACACAGAGCACUCAGCCACGCUGACUAAGACACCGAAACAUGAAAAUGAGGAAGAUGGCUCAAGUGGUAACAAGGAUGGAGAAAGAAAAGAGAAGAAAGAGUCAAAUGUAGCAAUAUCAUUUGUGUUUGGUCAGAAUAUCAAAGACAGAGCAAAGUUGGAUGAAAACAAUAAAGAAGACAACUCAAAGGACGGCGUGCCGCUGGACUCUCAAUCAGAGGGCACAAAUUAUUUCUUGCAGUACAUCUCUACCACAAGUUCAAAAAAUGCCACAAACAGUGCAGACAGUGGAGCAAAAUUUGUUUUCGGGCAGAAUAUGUCUGAAAGAGUUCUGAGUCCACCAAAGGGUGACUCUUCAAAUGAGGAAAAUAAAGACGUGUCAGCUGCCCCUGCUUCAGAGCCCUCAUCGCAGGAAGCCACCCCAGAGAAAGCAGUGAACAACGUGUCAGAGUCUUUGGAGGAGUCUGCAGCAGCAUACACCAAAGCCACAGCCAAGAAGUGCAUCUUAGAGAAAGUCGAUGUGAAAACUGGAGAGGAAUCAGAAAGCAAUGUUUUACAGAUGCAGUGCAAGUUGUAUGUUUUUGAGAAGACUGCUCAGUCGUGGAUAGAGAGAGGUCGGGGUUUGCUGAGGCUCAAUGACAUGGCAUCGACAGACGACGGCACGCUACAGUCUCGUCUAGUAAUGAGGACCCAGGGCAGCCUCCGGUUGAUCCUCAACACUAAACUUUGGCCCCAGAUGCAAGUGGACAAGGCCAGCGAGAAGAGUGUACGAAUCACUGCCAUGGACACGGAGGACCAGGGUGUUAAGGUCUUCCUAAUAUCGGGUAGCUCUAAAGACAUAGGUCAGCUGGCUGCAGCGUUACAUCACCGUAUCCUGGCCCUGAAGAGCAGGGUGGAACAGGAGCCCGAGGCCCCGGCAACAACCAUCCCAGAUGCCGAGGUACCGCAGUCCAACGAGGAUGACAGCGACGAGGAGGACAAUGCCUCUGCCUCCGCUUCAGCCUCUACUCCUGCUACAAGUAAUUCAGAGGGAGGAGAGAGCCAGGCAGCUGGAAGCACAUAGCGUCACUCUUGGAAAGCCUGCUGAGAUGCCACUGUAGAAGCAUUUUGCUGCAGGCAUCUCCAUGGACAUCCCAUGACCAACGUGGGUCCUCCAGACCAGUACUUUUGGAUAUUAGAAGUCUAGCUCCAGGAAAUAACCCCCUGUGCCGGAGUGUCUCACCCAACUCGUGCAGUUCAUCUUCUCUGCGUUCAGCGUAAUAUCUGGAGUCGUUUCUUCCCGCCCUCUCCUGUUUUUGUGUUUAAUUUUUGUUUUCGAGUAUUUUUUUUUUCUUCCUCUCCCCGAUAGCAAAAAUAAAGACUUCAAAGCUUUGGUUUGGGACUUCUCUGCUCAUCAUAUUGAUGAGUGUAAGGGUGUUUUCCUCUACAUUUUAAAGUAUGGCACAUGUUAAGACUGCAGUUUCUACUUUGGGACCUUUAUACUCACUCUACAGCCGUACCUCUGGACACCACACAUCCAGAGGAGCUUCAUUCACAUUGUAUUUGACUCGUCAUCCAGUCGUCUUUUUUUUUUUUUUCUCUUACAUCAAGUCCAGCCUUCCUCUUGCCCCCCUCAUCCUGACCAGUCUGUGCGUUAAGUUUUGGCAAAUGUAAUUUAUUUUGGGCUGUCAUUUUCAUGAGGCAUCUCAACACAUAUGUGCUGUUUGUAAUGGCUAGCCAAGACCACUCGAGUUGUCAUUAAUAGCAGUUUCUUAUAUUUCCUAUUGACCUAUAUUAUAGUGAAUAAAAGACUGAAACAGUGCAGUUUCCGCUAAUGUGAGUUAAUGAUUUGGGGACAAAAGGGCAGUUCACCACAAUGUUUCGUCUAGAUUUCUACGAUGUGUUAGUCAUUCAGCGUCUGGUUUUUCUUUUUUUCCAAAAUUAGAAAAAACAUGAACUCACCCGUCUACAUUCUGCAUGCAACUGUUACUUUUCUCCUUUUCCAGCAUCCCAGGUGUUUAUUGUGUUGAUUCAUAUUUUUAUGUUGAAGUUUUUUUUUGUUUUUUUUUUAUCCAUUUACAUUUGGAAAAAAGGUUUUGAAUGAAAGAAUUCAUGUGUGGAAAAUUUGAGUGGCAACUGUAAUACCCUUUGAAUGUCAUGUACAUUUGAAUAUAUCAUCAUUUAGUAGCGCACCAUGUUUUCUCAUCUCCAGCUGCCCCCUUUACAAAAUAAACCAUUUUGGACUGAC